CUACUUCCCAAUGAUUUUCAUAUUCUUCUUUCCUCCUUCAUCUUUUUCACUUACUUACUUACAUCUACCAAAUUACAAUUGACCAUCUAUUCCCAAAUAAUCUCUUUGAAAAACGCGAAUAAGUCAAAAUUACAACCAAUACCCACAAUGUCGAUCCCAACCUCUACUUCCGUUGUUGAGUCCGCCGUCAUCAAGGCACCCCUUAGCCACGUUUGGCAUCAUAUUAAGCUCCAGGACUUCAGCAAAUUCUGGUCUGCUCUAAAGUCUAGCCAAUAUGUCAAAGGUACUAGUGACGAGACCGAUGUCGUGAAGUGGGUCUUCAAGGACGGUGCCGAGGUGGAAGUAAAACAGGAGGAGCACAGCACUAUCAACCACUACAUCACAUAUAGCGUCAUCACUGCUAAGCCCGAGUUAAGCUACUCCUCGGUCCUCUCCACCAUCCGCUGCUAUGCUGUCACUUCGGGUGAGCUUGAGGGUAGCACAUUCGUCGAGUGGACCAGCAACUUCUCUAGCGAUGCUGAUGCCGGUGUCAUUCAGGAUGCCAAGUUCAAGCGUCGUGACGCCCUAGCCGAUUUGGGUAAAGCAGCAACGAAAAAAUAAAAUGGAGCCUCCCCAGAGUCGCAAACCGCAUCCCGAAGAAUUCCAGGCUUAGUAUCAGGGACAAGCUCGUUAAUUGGAGAAUACAUGUAUAGUUGAAAGAAAACAUUGGAAUAUCUGACGAAUAUCUGACGUGCGCGUCCGCGCUAGGUUCAAUAGAAUGUAUUCG
Messenger RNA from Hypoxylon trugodes, 766 nucleotides. RefSeq lists its product as uncharacterized. The transcript has 4 exons. NCBI's taxonomy places the organism in Eukaryota, Fungi, Ascomycota, Sordariomycetes, Xylariales, Hypoxylaceae. The coding region runs from base 148 to 600 and encodes 150 amino acids. The record is from RefSeq and is a predicted model, not a curated record.